Messenger RNA from Westerdykella ornata, 1059 nucleotides. RefSeq lists its product as uncharacterized. The record is from RefSeq and is a predicted model, not a curated record. The transcript is spliced from 5 exons. The coding region runs from base 214 to 984 and encodes 256 amino acids. NCBI's taxonomy places the organism in Eukaryota, Fungi, Ascomycota, Dothideomycetes, Pleosporales, Sporormiaceae.
AUUUAAUCUAGAGCAUGUGUAACCCAAGAUCUGUAUAAUGUAUUGCAUGAGUGCAGAAUUCCAGGAGUCAUUGUGCUCGAUCAGCCUGGAGCUCGAUCUUGUCUCGUGUCCAUAUAUAUUAGUGCAUGCUGUUUUUCUCCCAUCUUUCAAUUUUCUUUCUCCUGUUCUUUCUUCGAAACAAACGCUAGCUCAGCCCAGUAACAGCGACAAGCCAUGAGGUCACCUUGCGCGCUUAUACUUUGCUCUGCACUUGGAUACCUUGCAGAAGCUCACAACAUUUUUGGUAUACUGCUUGUGAACGGAACAGAGUCCCCCGAAUGGAAAUACGUUCGCGACGUCGCAAGGGUUUACCCGGACCCACUGCGUCCUGAAGACGAAUUCCAGAAAACGAUCCCGGACUAUGAUAUGGAUGGCGCAAAUAUUACGUGCGGUAGAAAUGCAUUCGAUGCCGCAGCUAAGACUGAGACCGCCGAUGUUCUCGCAGGCUCUGAGGUCGGCUUUCGAGUGUCGUGGAGCGGGGGUGAAGCGAGAGGAGGGAUCUAUCAUCAAGGCCCUCUUCAGGCCUACCUUUCUCGGGCACCGAAUGAUGACUUGGAGCAUUACCGUGGAGAUGGAGAUUGGUUCAAAAUUGCUUGGAACAAGCCGACCACCAAUUACCACUGGGACACUUGGGGCGCGACCGAGUGGAACUUCACCAUUCCUCUAAAAACGCCUCCAGGUCGAUACUUGCUCCGGGUCGAGGACUUCAUGCCGUCUCAUAUUCAAGGCCAAACGCAGUGGUAUAUCAAUUGCGCGCAUGUCAAUAUCAUCGGUCAGGGUGGCGGGAAUCCUUCCGGAUUCGCUCGGUUCCCAGGUACUUACCGAUAUGAUGACCCGGGUAUCUGGAUCCCCGUUAACCAAUAUGAAAACGGUGGUUGGGUAAAGAAUGAAGACAUGCGAUUACAAGAUUAUGUUCCUCCUGGACCGCCAGUCUGGACAGGCUAGGUGCAGAAAGGCGGAUAAUGGGGUACAUGAUGUUUCCCGGAGCGAGAGUUUAACAAAUGCAUGAUAUUGUGAUUG